This is a messenger RNA of Bicyclus anynana (squinting bush brown), 4538 nucleotides long. RefSeq names its product cyclin-dependent kinase 11B (gene Pitslre). Gene Ontology annotation, molecular function: cyclin-dependent protein serine/threonine kinase activity; ATP binding. The transcript is spliced from 12 exons. Gene Ontology annotation, cellular component: nucleus. Gene Ontology annotation, biological process: regulation of mitotic cell cycle; protein phosphorylation. The coding region runs from base 209 to 2854 and encodes 881 amino acids. NCBI's taxonomy places the organism in Eukaryota, Metazoa, Arthropoda, Insecta, Lepidoptera, Nymphalidae. The record is from RefSeq and is a predicted model, not a curated record.
AACAGAGUAACAAAAUGGCUUCCAUUGUUCAAAGUUUGUCGUGGAAUUGACUGUAUUAAAGUAAACUUUUUAAAUUAGUGCCUGUGUUAUUUUUAAUUUGGUUUAUACACUAUCACAUUGACUUUUAUCACUAUAAUUUAGAAUCAUUAGAUUAAUUCCUUUUUUUCAUUUAGAACUGUGAUUGGUGAAAUUGUAUAAUAGUUGUACCAUGAGUAAUUACGAAGACGAUCAAAGUGAAGAUGGUGAAUUAGCACGUAGUCCUGUUCAAGACGAAAUGGAUUUCAGCUUAUCUGAUGAAGAUCGUGACAACGCGGAUUCCCUAGUUAUUAAACCACCGCAAGCUGUGAUUCGUUCUCAUCGUGACAAAAGAGGUCACAAGCGAUCUGUUAAAGACAGAUACAAGGAAACUACUCGAAAGGAAAAGAAACAUUUAUACAGGGAACGUGAUAAGUCUGAUAAACCAAAACGUGAGUUAAGUAAAAAUAUAGAACGUGACGAAAUGCCAAAAGAAUAUUACAGAGAAAAGCAAUACUACCGAGAAAAAGAAGUGUAUAGAGAAAAGGAUGUCAGGGAGAAAGAAAUGUAUAGAGAGAGGGAGGUCAGGGACAAGGAGUUAUACAGAGAGAAAGAUGUUUACAGAGAAAAGGAUCCUUAUAGGGAAAGAGAACAUUAUAGAGAAAGGGAAAUGUAUAGAGAUAAUGCAGCCUAUAGAGAAAGUGGAAGACCCAAAGAAGUUUAUAGAGAAAAAGAAGUUUAUAAAGAAAAAGAUCAAGUUCAAAGAGAACGUGAAAUGUAUUCAAGUCGUGAUAGACAGUAUAAAUACACAGAUCCUGAGAGAAAGAGGAUUGAAAAUGAAAGAAUAGAAACUAGAUUAAGAAUAUUGGCAGAUGAAAGCAGAAAUAACCAUACUAAUGAAAAGGAAAAUAGAGAUAGAACUUCUGGUGAUAAGGAACUUGAGGAUCUAAGGAGUAGGUUAUUAAGUAAAAGAAUAUCAAAAGAGUUACAAAAUCAGGAGACAAAAAAGCCAAACGAGCAUGAGAGCAGGGAAGCUACAAAUUCUGUACAUAAUGAAAGGGAGAAGAAUUCUGAACGCCAUUCAACACUUGACAAACAUCAACAAGAGAGAAGAAAAAGAUUAUUAGAAGCAGAAAGAGAAAUGGUUAAAAGAAAAAAUGAGUCCCGAGUAGAGCUUGAGGCGAGGCGCGAGGAGCGUCGGCGCCGUGGCAGGAAGCGCUCAGUGUCACCCCAAGUUGUGUCCAGCAAAAAGAACAAAACUCAGCACUCACCCAAUUAUGGUGAAUCAGUUGUAACUGUAUCUGAUGCAAGCGACAUAGAAGUGAAGAGUGACUCCCAAAACUCUGAGCCUGAGGAAGGUGAACAUUCCAACAGCGAAACUGAAGAUGAGAGUUCAAUGUCAGAUUCUGACUCUGACAGAGAUUCAAAGUCUGAAGACGAAAACAAAGAAAAUAAAUCAGAAAAGGAAGAAGAACCUGAGACUAUCAUUGAAAAGGAAAAGUCUAAAUCCAAAUCACCAACUUCUCCAAAAUCAGAACACGGCAGUCCUUCAUCUCAUGGAUCAGUAAGGUCACAUUCAAGAUCUAAAAGUAGAAGUCGUUCACAUUCAUUUUCGCCACCACCACCGGGUGAAAAUGGUAAAGUUGCUGAAGAAGAAAAGCCUCAACAAGAUGAUGAGGAAAUCAGGUUAAGAGAAGAGGCAAUCAAUGCCUUGCCGCCAUACUAUCCAGCACUACAGGGCUGUCGAUCAGUUGAGGAGUUUCAAUGCCUCAACCGAAUAGAGGAAGGCACAUAUGGAGUUGUUUACAGAGCUCGCGACAAAACAACAGACGAUAUUGUUGCUCUGAAACGCCUUAAAAUGGAAAAGGAAAAGGAAGGAUUUCCCAUCACCUCUCUGAGGGAAAUCAAUACAUUGCUCAAGGGACAGCAUGCGAAUAUCGUGACAGUGCGAGAGAUCGUCGUCGGGUCCAACAUGGACAAGAUAUUCAUCGUCAUGGACUACGUGGAACACGACCUCAAGAGCCUUAUGGAGACUAUGAGGGCUAAGAAGCAAGUCUUUCUACCAGGAGAGGUUAAAUGUCUAAUGACACAGCUGUUGAAAGCCGUACAUCACUUGCAUGACAACUGGAUAUUGCACAGAGAUCUCAAGACGAGUAACCUAUUGCUAUCACAUAAAGGAGUUUUAAAGGUGGGUGACUUUGGUCUAGCCAGAGAGUACGGUUCCCCGCUGCGGCAGUACACGCCCAUAGUGGUGACGCUGUGGUACCGCGCGCCAGAGCUGCUGCUGUGCUGCAAGGAGUACUCCACUCCCAUCGACAUGUGGAGCGUGGGCUGCAUAUUUGCCGAAUUCAUCACCAUGAACCCAUUGUUCCCCGGGAAGUCUGAAGUUGAUCAGCUGAAUAGAAUUUUCAAGGAUUUAGGUACUCCAUCGGAGCUGCUGUGGCCAGGUUACAAGGACCUGCCAGCCGUGCAGAAAAUGACUUUUGCGGAACACCCCACUGGCGGAAUGCGCCAGCGCAUCGGCUCUGACUUGUUGUCGGAAGCGGGGCAUGCGUUAUUGCAAGGCUUUCUGACCUACAACCCGGCUAGGCGGUUCACAGCUGAUGGUGCGCUAGAUCACCCCUAUUUCAAGGAGCAACCCGUGGCCAUCGAGCCGGCGAUGUUCCCCACGUGGCCCGCGAAGUCUGAAGGGGGGCGGCGUACCACGCACAGCCCCAAGCCCCCCGCGGGCGGCGGCGCCUACGCGCAGUACGCGCGCACGGACACCGACGAGGCGCUCGGCUUCCACGUGCAGAGCCGCUCGGUCAACGUCGCACCAGGAUUCUCGCUCAAGUUUUAGCCCACCCUUAUCACCAAUGUCUAUAUAGUACAAGAUCCGGUGUAACAAAUAUAUACCCUCAUCUGUUAUUAAUUGGGAUAAGAAAUAAAUUAUAGAAAAUAUUCACAUUGACACAUUGCACAUAGGUUGUGCAUUUAAUUGCGGCGAACACUGUUAACUGUUUUUUUUUUUAAUUUAUUUAUUCUCGUUUCCUCAUUGGUUAAUUAAAACAUAGUGCACUAGUUAAAAGAAUAUACCCAAAAGAAUUUCAAAAGUAAAGGUUGCCAGAUAUAAACAGUUAAGUAAUGUUAUUUAUAUACUCUUUUCAGUUAUUUAUUAUAUCUCUUGAUCUAUUUCAUGGUUUCCUAGAUUUUGUAUGAAAAACGUGUUCGACCGCAAAUUAACUAGGCAGUCGAUUUGCAAUGUGUCACUGUGAACAUUAUCUUUCAUAUUUCAUAGCACUAAUAAAUAACAGAUGAGGGUAUAUAUUUCUAUUGCCGGAUCUUAUACCAAUAGAGCUAGCUUCAGAUAGUCUACAUUGAUAUUCACACACGCUUGCCAUAGAGCUAUGUGCCUAACAACAAAUAAAACGUGAUACUUUACUAAAAAUAACAGGAUAAUUUAUUACAUUUGCGAGUCAAAAUUUAUAAGGGUUUUGAUCUAUCUCGCUUCUUAAUGUUGACUAUGUAACGUUAAGCCACGUGUAAAAUCAAAUAAUUAUUGUACGAACACAUAGCAAUAUGACGAAUAUUUUUGUAUUACAUAUUAGCAUUUAAGAUAUUGUCGACUGUCUGACUACAUAUUUCUACAGCGAGGAAGUAGCGCUGCGAUGUGAAAUUAUUCUGUCACAUGUAACUGCCUGAUUUUGUGAAAUAUCUAUACUAAUAUUAUAAAGAGGUAAAGUUUGUAAGUUUGUAAGUUUGUCACAUUUUUUAAAUGGGGUAAUCUUCGGAACUACUGGUCCGAUUUUAAAAAUUCUUUCGCCAGUAGAAUGCUACAUUAUCGGAGAGUGCUAUAGGCUAUAUUUUAUAUUGGUAUCAUAUAUAUUAGCCUAAUUAUCACAGUUUUUGUCAUACAGGUCGGACUGAAAAUCCUCUUAAACAGACUUAUUCGCAUGCGCUGCCUUAACUAUUGUGUAAAAUUGAAAUUAAUGUAUAGAGACUUUAUGUAUCUUUAAAAGUUCUACAAAAAAGUCCGCGAUACCAUAUAUCUAUCUUCUAUAUAUUAGCAGAUAUAGUACCUUUUGUGUUUUAAAAAUUAUUAAUUUUAUAUACUUAGGUUUACGUCAUUAUUUAUACAACUAAACUUUAAUCCUUAUUAAAUUAAAUUAUUUAAUAAUCACAAGGAUAUUAUGGAGGUAAGAUUUGCCCUUUACAGUAUGUUAAUUACUUAAAUAGUUUCGGAGGUAAUACAAAAUUUCUAAAAGACGCAGUAAUUCCGCUAUAUGACGCCCGGCGCUUACAUUUACGUAGUUCCCGUUCCCGUGUGAAUAUGGGGAUCAAACAUAGCCUAUGACACUCGCAAAUAACGUAGCUUUCUAUUGGUAAAACAAUUUUCCAAAUCGGUCCAGUAGAUCCAGAGAUUACAACCACACGAACUUUACCUCUUUAUAUUAUUAGCAUAGAAGUCUUUAUUUCUCUUGGUCAUACCACCACUCUCGAAGGACUGGACCGAUUUUGCUAAGGGUAGGAGUAAGAUAGAGAAG